Messenger RNA from Ostrea edulis (European flat oyster), 2199 nucleotides. RefSeq lists its product as uncharacterized. NCBI's taxonomy places the organism in Eukaryota, Metazoa, Mollusca, Bivalvia, Ostreida, Ostreidae. Bases 804 to 1529 code for a protein of 241 amino acids. The transcript is spliced from 2 exons. The record is from RefSeq and is a predicted model, not a curated record.
GUACAGUGAUUCAAGCAGUUUCGGAUUUCAAGCAGUUCCGGAUUUUUAAAAAUAAAAACAAUGGAAUUAAAUAAUUAAAAAAUUCUGUUUUACACGAAUUUUAGUGUGAAUACAAAUGUGUUCACUGUAGAUGUUUAUGACGGUAAACCGAGUUCCGAGCAUCCGUUUUUCUCUCCGUUGUCAGGUUAUUUUGUUUACUACCCAAAGCGCUUGAGUGACUUUGAUUGACCAAAACACGUGUUGUCGAGAAAGUUGGAGGUAAGUCGAUAUACUUUUAAAAGGCAUAUGAUUUUGGCUCGAAGCUUAAUGAGAGACUAUAGUUGUUGUCUACCUCAUGAGUUAUUGUUUUCAUUGAAAUGUUUGCGAAUUACAAAUUAAAACGCAUAAUUCACAACGUCUUAAUUCAAGUAGUUCCGGGUUCAUCCCAUAAUGGCUUUCUCAAAAGUGUAUUUUAAAUAUUAGAUAAGUUAUACACUAAAAAUCGGUUUGUGUGUAUUUUUAAGGUUUUGAAUAUGUGUAGUAGAGUUGUGAAUGUACAUAAUUAAUUUCUAAGUAGUUUGAGAAGCUGAAAAACCUGCGAUUUAUAUUGCCUUUUCAUGAAACUUUUUUUUCUUGUUUCAUAUUUCUCUAAUACAAGUUUACUCUCAACAGUUCGUUUUAAUAUUGUAUUUGAUGUCAGAAUAGGAAUGAUUGAAAAGAGUAAAAUUUUAUAAGCUGACACCCUUUUUAAUUAUAAUGUCAUGUAGUAUAAAUUUUAUCCGAUAUUUUCAGCACAGGUACAUUGUAUAAGAGUGAGCGACAAAAUGAGGAGUAAGAAAAAGAGGAGACUAACUGUAACUCAGAAGAGAACAAGUCCAGCUGCAAAAGUGGCAGAGGUUAUUACCAAGAAAUAUAAAAGCAGAUAUCUUAAAUCACCCUCAAAAGGACAAAGAGUGCGGAGAGCGCUAUAUGAUGUCAAGACAAAGAAGAGGCCGACUCCCAAAGAAAGGUCAGAAGUUGUUGAUUCCUUACGUGAUGUGUCAAGUGUUACAGUACGAAAACAUUUUUUAUUAGAGAACUGUGUAAUUAAGGGAUAUCACAAGUUCCAAAUUAGACCACCUGAUACAGAUCCCCAUACAAUGCUCCCGGUGGACAGAGAGUACACAAACACUCAUGAUCCUAACGCAUGCCUCAUUUGGAUUCCACCACUGGACACUUUUAGUCGGGAAAUUCAUGAGACUGUUACCGAUGCUAAAAGAGGUCUAUUACUUCAAGAUGUAGCUGGUCUUCCGAUAGGUCAUAUUCCUUUGGGUUUGUCCAGUUCCUUCCGAAAAAUUCUUGACGAGAAAGGAGAUAUAUUUGCUGAGGCAACUGGAGAUCCUACUCCUAGCUUUCCACCAUGGCCAGCUCCUACAGAUUGUGGCGGAGGGACUGUGAUACCGUGCAAUUACCACAUUUAUCAUAUUCACAAAGACUUUGUCAUGAAUUUGUUGAGACAGGCACUAAUUAAUAUGCCAGAGGGGGAGUUCAUAAGAUUACAAUUAGUUUAACUUGCAUGGUCCUACAUUUUGCAUGGUGCUAUAUUGGUGCAGUUAGGGAAAUUUCCCUUUCCUUAUAUCAAGACACUAUUUUUUUGCAAUUUUCUCCUUUUUUGAAAAGGAUUUAUAUAAGUGAUAAGUGUGGUGAAAUAAAGGUACGUGUUGUACAUGAUAUUACAUGUAUUUCAUUAUAUAGUUCUACUACUUAGUUUUUGAAUCUAAUUAGUUUUUGUAUUUAAUAUUUUUAUUAUUAUUUUUUUUUUCAUUUUGCCAAGAUGUGCCAAAUAUUUUUCCCCCUUUGUUUGUAUGUUUUACAUUUUUUAAAAGUCAAGAUAGGACAUUUUUAUACCUGCCUAUUUUAUUUUGUUUUCAAUUUUGUUAAUAAAAAAGUUCAAACUGUGUCUCUAUUCUUGUUAUGAUAUUCUGAUCAAUAUACUGUCUUGUCUUAUCGUUUAUAAUGAUUUUUGAGACCAACCCCCUUAUUGAAAUGACGAUUACCGGAACUACUUGAAAAAUACGAAACUACUUGAAAUUUGUGAAAUUUAUUUUCGGAAAUUUGGCUAUGUAUUUCAUCGUUUCCAACAAAAUCUUUUGGUGUGUUUAGCAAGUGAUUGGAGGAGUAUUUGAUUCAUCUUAGAGCUGAGAGAUAAGUACAUCCAAACGAAAGUAAUCGAAUUUCCCC